This is a messenger RNA of Salarias fasciatus (jewelled blenny), 520 nucleotides long. RefSeq names its product stress-associated endoplasmic reticulum protein 1. Gene Ontology annotation, cellular component: endoplasmic reticulum. The record is from RefSeq and is a predicted model, not a curated record. Gene Ontology annotation, biological process: endoplasmic reticulum unfolded protein response. The transcript has 3 exons. Bases 235 to 435 code for a protein of 66 amino acids. Lineage: Eukaryota; Metazoa; Chordata; Actinopteri; Blenniiformes; Blenniidae.
GCUGUCGGCUUCAGUUAGCUCGCUGCUAGCCGGCUAACGUUAGCUCAGCUGCCCGUGAGGACGGAACCGACACCGGCGGAGCGGGACCUCCUCCUCCACGUCCAGCCCGGCGCUGCUGCUGCUCCCGCUCCGGCUCCGGCUCCUGCUCCCGGCCCCGGCCCCUGCUCCCGGCCCCGGCUCCUGCUCCCGGCCCCGGAUCUGCUCCCGGCCCCGGGCCGCCUCUCUCAGCCCAGCAUGUCGGGGGUUCAGCGGAUGAAGGUGGCUAACGAGCGGCACAGCAAGACGAUCACACAGCGGGGACACGUCCAGAAGACCUCGCGGCCUGUGAACGAGGACAAGUCUCCGGUCGGUCCCUGGCUGCUGGCGCUCUUCGUCUUCGUGGUGUGUGGCUCAGCCAUCUUCCAGAUCAUCCAGAGCAUCCGGCAGGGCAUGUGAGACCACCAGACCCAAACCGGCUCGGCCCGGCGGAGGGGGCGGGGCCUGAUGGAUUGGGGCGGGGCUUGGAGGGUGAAGUGGGGGG